This is a messenger RNA of Effrenium voratum, 390 nucleotides long. The record is from the annotation of a GenBank genome assembly. NCBI's taxonomy places the organism in Eukaryota, Dinophyceae, Suessiales, Symbiodiniaceae.
AUGGUUCAGAGUACUGCAGAUGCGGGCCAAGACACCAGGGAUUUCAACGAGAAAGGUGUUCCAGUUGGUGCCGUCACGGACGCAACCGCCGCCACCGGCGCCACCACGGCCAUCGCGCAGGCGCUGGUGACCCUCUGUUGGUCUUCGGGCGCUGCCGGCAUCGCCUUUGGCCGCCUGCUCGGGCCCUUGACGGAGGAGCUGUACCGGCGACCGGACGACUUCAACGACAAAGACCUGGCGACGCUGGUCUUUGCCCUUAAGGGCUGGUGGCCUCGGGAGCAGCUCCAUCUCAGGGACGCGGCCAUGCUGCGGGUGAAGACGGAGGCAUCCAGGCGCGAUUUGCCUAUCACCGCGGACAUGCUGAGGACUGGUCUCGGCGGGGUGAGGUGA